Molecule: messenger RNA, 795 nt
Organism: Parascedosporium putredinis
Lineage: Eukaryota; Fungi; Ascomycota; Sordariomycetes; Microascales; Microascaceae
Source: the annotation of a GenBank genome assembly
AUGCUCGGCUAUCCUGUCUACGAGCGGCGAGAGAUCAUGGUCCCCGCAAGGAGCUAUCGAAACAAGAGGUAUUCGAGCCGGCCCAGGAAAUACUGGGACCAGAUUCUCCGACGCCACGAGGAUGGGGAGGACGCGGACGACGAACACGACGAUGAAGGGGGCGACGAUCACGAGGACGACGAUGACCAUGAGGAUGGUGAUGAUGGCGAUGACCAUGCCGACGGCGAAGUACAUGCCGACGACGAAGACCACGAGGAUGGUGAAGAAGAGGACGACGACCACGCAGACGGCGAAGAGCACGACCACGAGGGCGAGGAGGAGGACGAUGACGAUGACUCCUCCUCAUCCUCCUCGUCUUCCUCUUCCUCCUCCUCCGAGUCCUCAGACUCUGAAGAAGAAGAACAAAAGCCCACCACAACCAUACCCUUAUCCAGCAUACCCAACCAGCCUCUCUUCACCCUCACAGCCAUCGCCCCGUCUCUCCUCCCCGCCGCCCCGUCCCUGGUAACAUCGGUGCCCGCCAUCGCUCCCACGGCACCCGUCGCCACCGUACCUGCCGUCUCCCCGGUCCCGCCCCCGCCUCCCCGUCCACCCCGGCCGAUCGCGGCGCCGGCCUCGACGCUACCGGUGGAUGCGCCGGGCGGAGGCAGCGUCACGACGCAGACUACCAACGGGCAAGCCCUGGGUAUAGUGGGCGGUGUAACAGGCAGCUUUGCAUUGGUGUUUACAGGCAUCUGGUGGUUUCGGCGAAAACGAGCGGCCCAGGCCAAAGCUGCGCAAGAGGAGAACGCGUAG